Anneissia japonica is the source of this 1282-nucleotide messenger RNA. Its product is annotated as cytochrome P450 3A24-like. Gene Ontology annotation, molecular function: steroid hydroxylase activity; oxidoreductase activity, acting on paired donors, with incorporation or reduction of molecular oxygen, reduced flavin or flavoprotein as one donor, and incorporation of one atom of oxygen; heme binding. The record is from RefSeq and is a predicted model, not a curated record. The transcript has a single exon. The annotation marks the transcript as partial. NCBI's taxonomy places the organism in Eukaryota, Metazoa, Echinodermata, Crinoidea, Comatulida, Comatulidae.
UUGUAUUAUUUUCGGGGUGCACUUAACGGUUUGAUCAUGUACGGUUAACGUACUAUGUGCUACUUAGCGAAUUUAUUAUCCAAGAUCACAAAAGAUAUUGAAAUUUAUAAGCUGUUUUUUUUCAAAUGUACGUAUACAUUGAGCGCCACCAACUCGAUAUUGUACUUUGCCAAAAACGAUUUCAUUAUAUUGGGUUGAGUUCUUGACUGUUUCACGCAUUUUAACGGCUAUAUUUUGUGUCGUCAUACAAAUAAUAUCCGGUCAACUAUUGAGGAACUGCAUGGAAAUUAAGAGAAAACGAACGCUCAAUAGUAAACAGUCAUAAACACUGCUGCACUACCCGAGAAGGUCAGGGUCCACGAACUACUCAGACGUCUGUAAUAUAAUGUCCUUCCUUGGUUUAGAAACGCCAACAUGGCUACUUAUUCUCUUCGUUAUAGUCCUACUGUAUGUCUACGGAACGUGGAACUUCUCGUAUUGGAAGAAUCGAGGCAUUUCCGGACCAAAACCCUUACCAUUUGUCGGCAAUUCCCUUGACAUUUUUUUGAAAACAACUCCCAUUCAUCAGGUCAUACUGGAGUACAUAAUAGAAUAUGGACCUAUCGUUGGAUAUUUUGAAGGACGAAAACGACAAAUCAUAAUUGGAGACCUGGAUAAGCUCCGACAGAUUUUCACCAAGGAUUUUAACCAUUUUCAAGAUCAUAGGAAGUUUAGUGACUUGGAUUGUAAGCCUUUUGACAAGGGGCUCAGUCAGUUGAAAGGACGUGAGUGGAAGAGGGUUCGAAACACAGUAACGCCAACAUUCAGCUCUGGUAAGCUCAAAAUGAUGGUACCAUUGAUCAAUAAUGCCUGUAAAACACUUCCUGGUAGGAUCGAUGACCUUAUAAAAGCAAAAGAUGACAUCAACGUGACAGAUAUGUAUGGUUGUUUGAUGAUGGAUGUUGUUGCAAGCACGAAUUUUGGUCUUCAUUUAGAUUCUGUAAAAAACCCAGAAAAUCCAUUCAUUAAAAACAUAAAGACCAUUCUUAACGGUGGACGUCUUUGGUUGUUCGUACUUGUAAUGAUGUUACCUGUAGUAGGGAAGAUUAUGAGGUUACUUGGUGUGGGUCUCUUUAAUUCGGAAUCAAUAAACUUCUUUACCGACGUCACAGAUCAGGUUGUGAAGGGAAGAAAGAGUGAUCCAAAUGAUGAGAGAGUGGAUUUCAUCAGAUUGAUGAUUGAUGCUCAUGAUAUGGAGAUAGAAAAAGAAGAAGAUGGACUCAAAAUAUAUUUCGAUGAUGAG